Molecule: messenger RNA, 2109 nt
Organism: Malassezia restricta
Lineage: Eukaryota; Fungi; Basidiomycota; Malasseziomycetes; Malasseziales; Malasseziaceae
Product: anaphase-promoting complex subunit 3
Exons: 1
Coding region: 1-2109 (702 amino acids)
Biological process (GO): cell division
Molecular function (GO): protein binding
Source: RefSeq, a predicted model, not a curated record
AUGCGGGCAGCGGCGGCGGCACGACGGCCUGCGGCGCCGCGCGCGGCAGGUGUGCCGAGUGUGGACGACAUGGACCGGCGGCGUGUGCCGCAGCUUAUCGCGCUCGCGGAGAUGUACCUGCAUGUCGCGGACGACGCAGAGAGCGGCACGAGCACCGCCGUCUCGCUCGCGCCCGACUGGGCGUCAGCGACACUGUACGCCUGCAUGGCCCUCGCGCUCGAUCCUGAUCAUGUGGAAGCGCGUCGUAUUGUUGCGCUGUGCUACUUGAAUGGUGGCGCCGAGCUUCUCUUUCCCUUCUCGCCGUCAUCGUACGGCCAGACGCGCACGCCGGAUGGGUACCAGGCACGAUCGCCGACGCGGGCGUGUGCGCUAGCCGCGAUACACCUCCUGCAGCGCGGCUCGCGCGCGACGUUUCUCGAUCUCGGAUCAGCGCGCGUGUACGCGUCCGCGAGCAUGGUGCUGGGUCGCUACAAGGAGGCGCACGACGCGUUGGCGUAUACGAUGCAGCAGGGGGGUGCGAAGCGCAAGGCGGCACCAGGCACGAGUGCGAGCGCAUCGCUCGUGUCGCCGCACGACAUGUACACGAGCCAGGCGUAUACGCAGCUCGCGCGUAUGGCGAUGAAGCAGGCCAAGUACACGGACGCGGCCAAGUACUGUGAGGCCGCGCGGGAUCUGGAUCCGUACAACUGGAGUGCGUGGACGAUGCUCUGCGACAUGGCUCUCGCCCCGCCGGCCUCCGAGGCGUGGAGACUGCCCAAGCGCGAGGCGGCCUCGCGCCCGAUGCGCCAGGUGACGCCCCGCGCCGCGGCGCUUCGGUCCGGCAUGACGCGCGAGGCACCACGCACGCUGGCGACGCGCACCAACACGGACGACGCGCGGCGGCGCACCGUGAGCAAGCCAGCCGCGCCGCGCAGCGCUUCGGCGCCGGCUACGAGUCCCCCGCUCCUGGACAUGACACGUGAUGUGGCCGAGGCGUAUCGAUGUGUGCGGCGCUACGAGGGACAGCGGGCGCUGGAGCUGCUGUGUGGGCCGGUGCCGAGCGUGCGACGCCGUGCGUACCGCAUAGCCGGCGUGCAUUGCCUCGUGGGGCGCGCGCUGCACGACAUGACCGAGUAUACCGACGCCGAAAUGCAUUUCCGACGUGCACGGGCCAUGGAGCCGUACCUCUGUAUGCACAUGGACAUUUACUCGCUGGUGCUGUUCCAGCUGCACCGCGAGGUGGCCUUAUCGGCACUGGCGCAGGACCUGCUCGCGAUGGAUCCGCGUUCGGCCAUGGCGCACAUCGCCGCGGGCAACACAUGGUCGCUUCAGCACCAGCACGAUGCAGCCUACCAGUGCUUUCGGCAGGCGACGCUCGUGGCGCCCGAGUGUGCGUAUGCGUACACGCUCGCGGGGUACGAGGCACUCGAGCUCGAGCAGCCUGCGCGCGCUGUGCGCCUCUUUCUCUGUGCGCGGCGCUGCGAUCGGCGGCACUGGAAUGCACUCGCCGGCCUGGGCCAGGUGUACUUGCGCCAGGGCUAUGAGCUGCGUGCGAGCGAAGCGUACGCCCAGGCGUUCCUCAUCAACCGCCACAAUGCGGUGCUCCUCGACCUGCUCGGCUGGACGCUCGAGCAGGCGGGCGAUGCGGACGGCGCACUCGCUGUGUACCAGCGCGCCAUCGACAUGCAGCCCAAGGCGGCGAUGACGCGCCUGAAAAAGGCGCAGCUCCUUCUGGCGACGGUCCGUGCCGCCGACGACCUGCGCCUGUCGCCCCGCGAGUGCACACAGCGGCGCCAGGCCGCGCAUGCCGAGCUCCUGCGUGUGUGCGCGCUCGUGCCGUCAGAGCCGCGCGUGCAUCUGAUGCUCGCCCGCUCGUACAUGCGUAUGGGCGGCGGGCACUUUGCGCCGAGCGAAGACUCGACGCCGCCUCCCUCGCCGCUGCGUCUGCCGCACGCCUACCAUGCCGAGAUCACGCAUCAUCUGGCCACGGCGGUCGACCUGGAUCCGCGAUGUGUGCGCGACGUGCAUGCGAUGGGCGACAUGCCCAAGCUGGUGUACCAGGCCACGGGCGCCAUGAUUGCCGAGGAUGAGGAGCAAGACGAUGUGGACGGCUAUAUAUGGGAGGGGUAA